Frankliniella occidentalis (western flower thrips) is the source of this 812-nucleotide messenger RNA. Its product is annotated as katanin p60 ATPase-containing subunit A-like 2. NCBI's taxonomy places the organism in Eukaryota, Metazoa, Arthropoda, Insecta, Thysanoptera, Thripidae. The record is from RefSeq and is a predicted model, not a curated record. Gene Ontology annotation, molecular function: ATP binding; ATP hydrolysis activity. The transcript is spliced from 4 exons. Bases 1 to 786 code for a protein of 261 amino acids.
AUGGGUUCGACUCCCCACGGCGACAACGCUUACUCCUUUUCUCUUGCAGGAAAAACCCUGCUGGCCAAGGCGGUGGCCACGGAGUGCGGCACCACGUUCUUCAACGUGUCCGCCAGUACGCUCGUCUCCAAGUGGCGCGGGGACUCGGAAAAGCUCGUCCGCGUGCUGUUCGAGCUCGCGCGCCUCCACGCCCCCUCCACCGUGUUCCUGGACGAGGUGGACGCGCUGGCCUCGCGCCGGGGGCUGCUCGGCGAGCACGAGGCGUCGCGUCGCCUGCAGGCGGAGCUGCUCGUCCAGCUGGACGGACUCAACGACCUCCACGACAAGCACCCGGUCUUCCUGCUCGUCACCUCCAACCUGCCGUGGGACCUGGACGAGGCACUGCUACGUCGCCUCGAGAAGAGGAUCCUCGUGGACUUGCCGGACCUGGAGGCGCGCGAGGAGAUCAUCCGCCACCACCUGCCUCCCGCCGCCGCCUCACCGCCACCGCGGGCGCGGGUCGCGACCAAGCCCGCUCUACUGUGUCAGCUCGACUACCCCCAGCUUGCGCAGGAGACGGAGGGCUACUCGGGGGCCGAUCUGCGGCUGGUGUGCAAGGAGGCUGCCAUGCAGGCCGUGCGCAGCGUCUUCAGCCACCUGGACUCGGGAGUGCCAGACACUGCCGCGCUGCAGCUGGACGCCGUGACCACGGCCUCGGUGCGCACCGCCCUCGCCAGGACCAGGCCGUGCGGCGCCAGGAACGCCGAGCGCUUCCGCGCCUGGCAGCAACAAUUCGGCGCCUCGUAGACACAAUAAAGCUCCACACACUCGGA